UUUACCCAAGUGGAAACUCUGCAUAUAACAUAUGUAUGAAUACUGUACAUAUUCAAUAUAAAUACAUUAGACUUUAAAAUAUUAAAUUAACAAAUUAAUUAUUUUAAAAAUUUACAAUCAAAAGUCGUGAGCGUAAAAAAUCUAACGACAAUCUUCCCAAAGUACCAAAAAUCUGGAAAUUCUAGAUAAAUCGGGUAAUUUAACAUCCCUGAUUGUGUGUUUAGAUUAUGCUGGGAUUUAGCAUUUAAUCUAAAUGUCAAUGCAUGCUGUAUAAUAUAUAGCGAGAUCAAAAAUACUUUUGUAAUGUAUUUAAAUUCAAAGUUGGUAGUACAACAAUAUUUUUGGGGGUGGGUUUUAUAUAUUUUAUUGUAUGUUGAAACAGCUUUUUUCCACGAAUUUAAAGUUAAGCCAAUCGUUUAUAUAGAGCUAAGUUCACAUGGAUUUCAUAGAAAUCUAGCUUAUUUCAUUGAAUUUGAGCACCUAGUUGGAAAGCAAUGUGAAUAUGCAAUAGAACAAAAAUUUUCUUCAGAUGUUUAUGUAAAUGUGGAUCAAUUAAGCUGCAUGGUUCGCCAAAAAAAGUUGGUUGCAUUAUAUCCUUCCUACAUUAAUGAAGAAGUAUCAAGCGGAAAGUCAUUACCGUUUUCUGUUCUAUUAUUCGGUACACCAAAACUUUUUGACAGUGUAAUACUACCUAUUCACUUCAGGUAUCAAAUAGCUCGCAAAACAAAUUUUGUGAAAGUCGAAAUUCAAAAGCCAUCAUUAUAUAUUAAGUGUCAAGUUCAAAAUGACAAAACGAUUAAGAUUUCUCAAAGUAACCACAAAUUUUGUAUUAGGAACACGGAAUUUGUUCCAGACAGAUUUGUAUCGGAUGAGAUUUGUGAUUGGCAUUUGUUAGAUUAUGAAUUGCAUUUAAGAGACGCUUUGGUUGUUAGUGUUCCAGUAGGUGACUCAAAUUUACUUUUAUUCACGUUUUAUGCAACAAUAGGAGUAAGUUGGAUGGGAUGUUUUUCAGUUUUAUGUACAAUUUAUAAAAAAAAUGGGGAAAUUAGCUAAAAAGAUAAUUUGUAUUGACAAAGAGUAAUUAAAAAAAAAUUACAUUCCAAUGGAAAAGCAAAUUUUUAAUUAAAUACAUAUAU
Molecule: messenger RNA, 1136 nt
Organism: Condylostylus longicornis
Lineage: Eukaryota; Metazoa; Arthropoda; Insecta; Diptera; Dolichopodidae
Gene: PIG-X
Exons: 5
Coding region: 304-1053 (249 amino acids)
Biological process (GO): GPI anchor biosynthetic process
Cellular component (GO): endoplasmic reticulum membrane
Source: RefSeq, a predicted model, not a curated record